AUGUCGACCAGCCACAACAGCGACAAUGACGACGAGAGGAGUCUCUCUAUUUACAGCGAGUGCGAAGGACGACCCGAUGACAAGCAUGUGGACGAAGAAGGAACGGCCCGUCCCUCCUUGGCCGAAAUGGAAACUCGCGCGGUGCAAUGGUCCAAACUGUUGGUAUUUGUGGUCUUGUUGACGGCCGCCUCUGCCGUGACCAUAUCAGUGUAUUUGAAAUCCUCCCGAACCGAAGAAGAAGCAUUUCAAGAUACAUUUGAGGAAUACACGGAACAAAUCAUUAGUACGGUCCAUCGCAAUGCCCAGUCCAAACUCGAAGCCGUCGGCGCCAUUGCCCUCCAGAUUCAAGCCUACGCCAUUACCGAGGGCAAGACAUGGCCCAACGUGACAGUUCCCUUUUUCGAAGAACACAUCAUGGCCACGCAAUCGUUGACGGAUGCCUAUGGCGUACAACUCUUUCCCGUCGUGACCAAUGAGACUCGAGCGGCAUGGGAAGAAUACUCGGUAGAAAACCGGGGAUGGCUCAAUGACAGUUACGCCGCGCAACGACACGUCUACGGCGAAGAUCAACGGAUACUACAACGAAUCCAAUCCGGACUUUUCGCCGGCAUUUCCAACAAAAUAUUUGGCACUACCUUUAAUGCCGACAAACAUCCCAUUAUCGAUCCCUCACCGGGACCCUUCUUUCCGCAAUGGCAAACUGCCGCGGCUUCCUGGUAUUAUCAAACCACCGUCAACUCCAACUAUGGCAAUUUUGAGGACUUUUUCAAUCAAACUCAAAUUGUCAUGGAGACGUCCACCGCGGCCUAUGGCAUGGCAUGGUCCGAUGGCAAUGUCCCGGGAUAUAUCAGUACCAUGCUCUAUCCCAUUUUUGACUCUUUUUACGGCACCAACGGCACGACUUCCCCUCAGGUUGUGGCAUUUACUGCCAUUGAUCUCUACUGGCAAGCCUUUAUCGAACGCAUCCUCCCGCCGGGCGCCGAUGGCAUUUACGUGGUCAUGGAAAAUGCCCCUCCGUGUGAUCAAUCGUUCACGUUUGAAAUACGCGGCAACAUUGCCACCUUUGUCGAUGACGGCGAUCAACACGAAGUCACACCCGAGUUUGAUGCCAUGAAGACCAGUUUUGUCUUUGGCAGUCCACUCAUGGAACCCAUUGCGUCCUUGACAUAUACCGGACGACCACUCUACGACGACUUUUGUCCCUACACAUUUCAUAUCUAUCCCUCGCAAGAACUCAAAGACAAAUAUGUCACGACCAAACCCAUGUGGUAUGCCGUCAUUGUCUGCGGGGUCUUUCUCUUUACAUCCCUGGUGUUCUUGACGUAUGAUUGGCUUGUGGAGCGGCGACAACGCUUGGUCCUCUCGUCCGCCAAUGAAGCCGAUGCCGUCGUUUCGUCCCUCUUUCCCAGUUCCGUCAAGGAACGACUCUACGAAAACGAACGCACCAGUAUGGCCCUGAAACAACAGCAGCAACAACAAGAACAACAAUCGACACGCUAUUCGUCAGGCGGUGCCAUACUGAAAAACAACAAUAAUGAGAAUACUGUAAAGGAGUUCAUGGGCACGGCCAAUCCCAACAACAAGAGUGAUUCGGCCUUACAGCAGGAAGUGUCACCCAUUGCCGAGCUAUACCCCGAGACAACCAUCAUGUUUGCCGAUUUGGUUGGAUUUACCAGCUGGAGUGCCAAUCGCCAACCGAAUGAGGUAUUUGUGCUAUUGGAGACUUUGUAUGGAUUGUUUGAUGCCGCAGCGGCACGCCGUGGUGUCUUCAAGGUGGAAACGAUUGGUGACUGCUACGUUGCUGUCACUGGGCUACCCAAACCUCAAGAGCAACAUGCUUUGAUCAUGGUGAAAUUUGCAGAUGAUUGCAGGCUCAAAAUGCGGCAGGAGCUGCACAGCCUGGCAGAAACACUGGGCCCCAAAACUCUGGAUCUGGCCCUUCGAACGGGGCUGCAUUCCGGCCCUGUCACUGCAGGAGUUCUUCGAGGAGAAAAAGCACGUUUUCAACUAUUUGGUGAUACUAUGAAUACUGCUGCUCGAAUGGAAUCAAACUCAGCGCCCAACCGGAUCCAUGUGUCCGAAGCAACGGCCCAGCUGCUGCGCAAAGCGGGCAAGUCUCACUGGGUCAAUAAACGGGAAACAAAAAUCCACGCCAAAGGCAAGGGAGAGAUGCAGACCUACUGGAUUGACACUCGCUCGGGCGGAAGUGUGCGGUCAGGCCUUAGUGUGAGCACCUAUUCCAUGGCAGACCCAUACAAUGCGAGUGUUUCCGAGUUUCAAACGGAACCUGGACGAAUGGAUGCACUGCACUUUUAG
Molecule: messenger RNA, 2316 nt
Organism: Seminavis robusta
Lineage: Eukaryota; Bacillariophyta; Bacillariophyceae; Naviculales; Naviculaceae
Source: the annotation of a GenBank genome assembly